Molecule: messenger RNA, 1805 nt
Organism: Somion occarium
Lineage: Eukaryota; Fungi; Basidiomycota; Agaricomycetes; Polyporales; Cerrenaceae
Source: the annotation of a GenBank genome assembly
GCCGUCCUUGCUCUCUAACCACACUCUGGACGUCACCGGCUGUUUCUCAUCCUGGACUUACGAGCCUCCUUUUGCUUUGACUUGCAUGCCUACAUUGCGAUAGGGAUAUUGUGCUUGCUUAGCGGUUUAUCAUCUCGUUCUAAGACUCGUUCAACAUGCAUCCAUUCGCUUCCUAUGUGCUUCGCAGCUAUUACCGUAACACCGGUUGGAACGAAGAUAAUUUAUAUGCCAAUCUAACACGGUCUUCUAAUGGUAUGUUCAUCUCGUGAUAAUGUCGCUCUUAAGAGUACUAACCUCAGUCAAGCUAUCUUGGACUUUACCGUGCCCAGAGGCAUACACUUCUCGAUAUCCAAAUCACCCAACCCGUUGUUCAAGACUUCAUAUUCUAUGAAUGCUCUCCCCUCACUUAACGGCUCACUGGGAUAUAUAUUCACCUCAUGCGACCUUGACGUGAAGAAUUCGGGAGAUGUUCGUAUCAAGGAUAUGAUUGACCGCUUUAAAGUCUAUGAUCAACCUCGUAGACCCGAGGGCAAGGAAGAAGAAUGGCUUGCAGGUGAGCGAGUCGAUGCUCGCGAUUAUCUCCUAUACGGUCGUCUAUACAUCCCUACUGGUCGACUGGACGCGCUCUACUCCACGAGAUUAUCACCUACUGUCCAGGCCAUGGUUGCUGCAAUAUCCGACCCCCGAUCAUCAUUCAGUUCGAGCGAACGAUCCAGAGGAAAUAACGGAUCGAAUAGUAACGUUAUGUUUAGCCUUCAACACGAUACCGGCAAAUGGUGUACAGAAUAUACGUGGAGUGCUGAGGACGGAAUGUGGGGUAUUCGAUGCUUGCACAAUUUCGGAAAAUUAUGGACUCCCGCAGUAGACUUGACCGAGCAUUCCGACAAGCACACUUCGAGAAAAUUAAAAAGAGUGGACGAAGAGGAGGCUAUGGAAGGCGGCCUUAAAGGUCGAAUAUCUGCUGGUGCUGAGUUUUAUCUCAGUGCUAAAGAGAAAAGUGCCGGAGUAUCCGCUGGUAUCCGCUUCACAACACUUCCCGAUGCUACACCUCCCUCAUUCCAGGUCCCAUCUUCAGCCUCAUCACCUAUACAUUCCAAUCCACAUUCUUUCUCUCAACCUCCAACGACUAUCACUGCCCUCUUCAACCCAAUGCUUGGCCAUAUCUCGGCCGCAUAUGCUGCAGGAGUGUCCAAAGAUCUCUCACUUUGCUCUCGCUUUGACUUCAAUGUCUACAGCUAUGAGAGCGAAUGGACUGUCGGUGCGGAGUGGUGGACGCGUCGCAGCAAAACAAAACCUACCGUAGACACGGAUACAGAUGAUGUGGAUCCGUCCUUGCCAACACCAACGCUAUUUGCACCAGUGAAUCCCUUGGAAUGUCGGGAUAAUGGUGAUAUUCAAGGUGUAGUGAAAGCAAGAGCUUCAACAACAACUGAUGUUUCACUCAUGUGGGAAGGCCGAAUAAGAAACCUCCUUGUGAGCUUAGGCAUCGUGUCCAACCUGUCGAGUCGUGCAAAACCAAUCAAGGCGAUAGGCCUCGAGUUAUCAUACUUUAGCUCAGGCUAAGAAGUGACCAGACUAACUUUUAGUUUAUGUAUCAUGACAUAUUAUAUUAAUCGGAACAGAUACCAAUUCACUUUCACACCUCUCGCCUAUGUUUAUUCAGCGCACGACAACGGAACGAUAUAUUUUACCCGGUGUUACAAGCCAAACAUUAUAACAAAGUACAGAAUUACGCAACGAUUGAGCGGGAAGCGGUGAGGGUAUCAGAGCAGAACGACAAUAUCCGGGUACUAACUAGAGACAGA